Ostreococcus lucimarinus CCE9901 is the source of this 1014-nucleotide messenger RNA. RefSeq lists its product with no specific name. The transcript has a single exon. Gene Ontology annotation, cellular component: nucleus. The coding region runs from base 1 to 1014 and encodes 337 amino acids. The record is from RefSeq and is a predicted model, not a curated record. Lineage: Eukaryota; Viridiplantae; Chlorophyta; Mamiellophyceae; Mamiellales; Bathycoccaceae. Gene Ontology annotation, molecular function: RNA polymerase binding; transcription coregulator activity.
AUGGCGACGGCGGCCGACGCCGCGGGCGUCGUCCUCGACCCGGACGCGUACGACGACGACGCGACCGACGGGACGCGCGACGACGAAUCGUCGAAUUUCGACGCGCAGUGGCGACGCGCGACGACGGAAAAGCGCGCGGACGUCGAGGCGUUCGAGGCGAUGGUGCGCGCGCGGCUGGGCGACGGACUCGCGGACGCGCGCUGGGAGCGCGCGCUGAUGAAGAUGCGGCGCGACGCGCGGUUUCGCGCGCUGAAGACGCACUCGGAGCGACGCGCGGCGUUCGACGCGCUGCGGCGACGCGCGGCGGAGGAGAAGAGGGAGGGGGAGAAGAGACGAAGGGCGGCGCGGGGGGAAGACGAGGCGGACGCGGACGCGCGGAGGGCGCGAGCGUUGAGGGCGAGGGAGUCGGAGGCGAGCGAACGACGGCGAAGGGAUGAACGCGAGGCGCGGUUUCGGAAGGAGCGAUUGUUGGACGACGAGGCGGAGGCGGCGUUUCAGGCGUUGUGCGCCGAACGCGUGAAGACGUACGCGCGUUCGUACGACGAAGCGUUUCGACGGGACUUGGUGGGCGAUCCCAUGGGUCGGGACGACGUGUCGAGAUUGCGCGGAGGGGAGGCGCGCGCGAGGACGCUGUACGAGGCGCAUCGACUCGCCGUCGAGGCGUCGUUGAAGGCGGAAUUUGAAAAACUGGCGCGUAGAAUCAUAGAUAAGCUCGUCGUGAGAGAGUUGAGCGACGAAACCGCCGCGAACGAGGCUCGCGCUCGAAGACGCGCGAGCGCGCUGGACGUCAUCUUCGACGGCGCGCUCGCCUACGCGCGCGCCGCGGAGGACGAGUUCGAGCUCGUCGACGACGUCUUGUUCGCCUUCGUGAGCGACGGCGACAAAAAACAAAUAUGGACCGAGUGCGCGAUCGAUAUUUUAUCGCGCCACGGCGUAAAAAUCGGCGACGAUCGAGUCGAAGACGGCGAAGACGAAGACGAAGACGAAGACGAAGACGGCGCCGUCUCCGAGUAG